Cucurbita pepo subsp. pepo (vegetable marrow) is the source of this 522-nucleotide messenger RNA. RefSeq names its product putative invertase inhibitor. Gene Ontology annotation, molecular function: pectinesterase inhibitor activity. The record is from RefSeq and is a predicted model, not a curated record. Gene Ontology annotation, biological process: negative regulation of catalytic activity. NCBI's taxonomy places the organism in Eukaryota, Viridiplantae, Streptophyta, Magnoliopsida, Cucurbitales, Cucurbitaceae.
AUGAAUCUCUCCAAUUCCAUGUUUCAAUUUCUCGUCCUCUUCGCUCUCUUUUCUCUCGUGAAACCAGACGCCGCCUUGAUCGGAAGCGUCUGCGGCAAGACUGAACAGCCGGUCAUUUGUUCCGAUUGCUUCAAAUCCUCCUCCGGAAGCCAGACCGCCGACGUCCGUGGGCUCGCAGUCAUCGCCAUUGGAUGUGCCGAGAGAAAUACCAGAUUAAUGGCGCAGAAACUCGGCGAACUUCUCCGUAGCACGCCGGAUUCCGCUUUGAAGACGAUUUUGAACGGUUGCUGGUUAUCGACGGGGUAUACUGCCGGCGAUUUUCCGGGAAUCGAAAGGGCUGUCGCGGCCGGAGACUACACCACCGGCAGAAACACUUUGGAGAUUGCGAUUAGGAAUGUGAAUAGCUGCUUGGAAGAGUUCAAUAAAAACCCUCGCGUUCCGGUGCCGUCGGAGGUUUUGACGGGGACGGUGGCGGCCAUCCAAGGCCGCCGGAUUGUUUCUGAUAUUUUGAAUAGUAUUUAA